CCAAGGACAGCAUCUGUGGAGUUGAGUUCUCUAUCAUACUCUUCCACAUCCACUACUUGCAAGAAUGGCAUCGCAGCGGGGUCUACUCGGUUCGCUUUUCGACCGCGCAACAUCGCGUUACUUGCUUGGCCUAUCUCCCGAAACAUGCUCCUAUAAGACCACUAGUGUUCGCAUACCAAUUUUGGACAAUGAUCGAAGCGAUCAAAACAUAGAUCUAGCAGCCGACCUCUAUCAGCCUGUUCUACCCGAUGGGCACAAUCCCGCUGGAACAAUCCUCGUCCGCUGCCCAUACGGUCGAGGUAUUCUAUAUUCCUUCACCAUUCGCCCGUACGCAGCGCGCGGAUAUAACGUGCUCCUUGUGAGCACUCGAGGCACCUUCGGCUCAAGUGGUAACUUCGUGCCUUUUGUGCAUGAAGAGAAGGACGGACACGCAGUGGUAGCUUGGAUGCGAAAACAGGAUUGGUACACGGGAUCCUUUGCGACAAUCGGGAUGUCGUACCUAGGGUUCACACAAUGGGCGCUCUUGAACGACCCCCCGCAUGAUAUGGUGGCCGCGGUGAUAUCGGUCGGGCCGCAUGAUUUCGCCCAACAGGGCUGGGGUACUGGCGCAUUUGCCUUAGAUAAUGCAGUAUGGGCAGAACUCACAGCACAUCAGGAGGAUAGUGGGUUAUCUGCAAUGGUGGGCAAAGCUACUUUGAUGGGUAGGAUGAAGAAGUUAUUCAACAAUGUACCUCUUGAGCCUGCGCUCAAAGAGCACUUCGAGGGAAAGGCAGAUUGGCUGGUAGGCUUGCUGGAACACUCAGAUCUUGACGAUCCACGUUAUGAUUCAUGGCGAUUUCCGGAGGCACUCGAGAAAGCCAAUAUUCCUAUUCUCUUAAUCAGUGGGUGGUACGACCUUUUUCUUCGUCAGUCUAUGCACCAGUACACACGUCUCCAGGAGAGGAAAACCAACAUUGCUUUGACUGUGGGACCAUGGCGACACUUGAACAUCGGGAUGGACGGGAAAAGUGCACCACAAACACUGGACUGGCUCGACGAACAUCUUGCAAAGCGAAGAGUGGGCGUUAGGACUUCACCAGUAGAGUACUACAUGACUGGAGCCAACGAAUGGCGGAAGGUGCCGAGAUGGCCUCCGGCAACAACACCAACUGUGCUAUAUUUUGGUCCCGAUAACACCUUAUUGGGGGACGGUCCAACUAAGGUCGAUAGCCCAUGGAGCUUUACUGUUGAUCCAAAGAACCCUACCCCGGCGAUUGGUGGCAACGUGCUUCUCGGAGGUGGGAGUGUCAAUGACAGCGCGUUGGCCUCUCGAGCGGAUGUCCUCAUCUUCACCACGAAACCGCUGGAAAGAGAUUUAGAAAUAGCCGGAAAGGUUAUGGUUGAUCUGAACCACUCAAGCGAAAAUCCCAGUUCAGAUCUGUUUGUGCGCCUCUCCGAGGUUGGAGCGAAAGGUACUUCGCGGAAUAUCACCGAGACAUACAAACGAUUGAGUUCUGACGGAACUGUCAACGGCAUCAGUAUCACCAUGGACGAUUGUGCACAUCGGGUGUUUAGUGGCAGCCGCAUUCGAUUACUCAUUGCUGGAGCCUCGCAUCCUCACUACGCCUUAAGCACUGUUAUUGGCACGGAUGGCAAGCCUCAAACCGUCGAACACAAGAUUCAUCCAAUUGGUGAUGUUGUAACACGAAUCACAAUUCCCGUGGUUUCAUAAGUGGGAGAGAGAGAGUGUGUGUGUACACAUUGCUUGACUCAUCCUCGAAUUUUUCA
This is a messenger RNA of Aaosphaeria arxii CBS 175.79, 1767 nucleotides long. RefSeq names its product CocE/NonD hydrolase. The record is from RefSeq and is a predicted model, not a curated record. The coding region runs from base 65 to 1711 and encodes 548 amino acids. NCBI's taxonomy places the organism in Eukaryota, Fungi, Ascomycota, Dothideomycetes, Pleosporales. The transcript has a single exon. Gene Ontology annotation, molecular function: dipeptidyl-peptidase activity.